Mauremys reevesii (Reeves's turtle) is the source of this 3219-nucleotide messenger RNA. RefSeq lists its product as uncharacterized. Lineage: Eukaryota; Metazoa; Chordata; Testudines; Geoemydidae. The record is from RefSeq and is a predicted model, not a curated record. Bases 152 to 2260 code for a protein of 702 amino acids. The transcript is spliced from 3 exons.
GGAGGCUGGUGCAUCACCAGAGACGUGCUGCCCUGUGCCCCUGGAGAAGCUCCCCUUGGUUCACAGCCUCAGGCUCGUUGAGAGGAGGGUACAGGAUGUGGGCAGACACCUGGAUGCAGUUCUGAUACCGCCGAGUGUGGCGACAGCCGCGAUGAGCCAGUUCUCCUAUUCCGCUAUGGAAUCCACCACCUCUGCCCUCUGGAGUCCCAGCUCCUUUUCCCUGAGAGAAGCCGCCAUCAUUCAGUCGGAGCCCCUCUGCCACACAGGGGAGAUCAUGCCCUUCGCAAGCUGGGAAGCAUCCACUCAUCCCAUCCAAGCCCAGCCUCUCUCCAGGCCUCCUGCCCACAGCAGACGAGACCGGGGAGAGCAGACCACGGGUCUGGACCAGACGUCAGUCCAUAGCUCAGACUUCAACAUCCGGCAGAAGCAUCUGCAGAGGCGACUGGGGGCUCCACAAACCCCCAUCCCGGGGGAGCCAUUGCUGGGUGAGGGGGACACCAAGCAGCAAUUGGAAGUAGACCCAGAUCCGCCCAAAUGUGGAUUUCCAGCAAAGGUCCCGGAGCCCUUCAGAUCCAACACCAGCCCUCAGCGUGCACAGGAGAUCCAGGAGCCAUGUGUCUGCCCCUGGGGAGCCCUGCCGCAAAAGGCCCACAGGAUCAUGGCAUCCCCUGAUGCCAUCCUGGCCAGGCUUGUGCCCACAGCGGUGGUCAAGCUGCAGGAUCACGUGGCUCAGAAAUGCUGGCAGAUCCAAACGAAGGCCUUUCCUAAGAUGGUGCGAGAGUCGCACAGAGAUGCUCCCCUCCGGAGAGAGACUGUCCUGCCUGGGCCACUCCACCCCCCUAGGGAGCCAGGCAAGCACAGGACAGUGGCAUUCCCAGCGAUGGGACAAAAGCCUGACCACCCCAUCGAACUCCACAUAAGGCAUCAGCAUCCGGUCAUGCAGAGGGGGCUGCUCACCCUGGACCCAGAGCCCCCGGCAAAGCUGCCUCACGCCGUCCCAGCCAGGGGAGCCCGUGUGGAGUUCAGUGAGAUGGAGACCGAUUUCCUGCAGACGGGGAGGCGAAGCACAAGCUCCUCUUCUUCCACACGUCCUCCAACGCCAGUGGAAGAUAUCACCAUGGAGACGGGCAGGAAUGAUGGCGCGGCAGGAAAGCAGACUAACCCACAGCGCUGCACUCUGCCAGCAGGGGUGGGUCUGACAUCGCCACCUCCAGGAACCACAGUAGCAGAGAAGACACUCGCAGCGACACUCCAAAUGUAUAGGAGCGAGUUGAGAAAGCCCCUUACCAGUGUGAGCGGCACCAAAGGGACUGAAGAGAAGCUGGAGCUGCACAUGGAGAGGAAGGUUCUCUUGGGAGAAGGCUCCUGCCUGCGGCCAGGGGCACAAGCAGGUGAGAGCAGGGCAGAUCCUCCCAGGACCCAAUGGCACCAGGUUGCCCCAGAGGCACCAGGCUCUGAGCAGCUAACAAGAUCCACCCUUGACUCUCUCCUUGCUGGGCAGGCUGCACACGACCUGCAGAUCAAGCAGCUGACGGAAAUGUUGAGCAGCUCCCGCCCCUUGGCGGGCCAGGUCUCAGUUUGCCAGCAGUGCCGCAAGGCAUAUCCAGGAAAGAGGAAGGGUGAGAAAACUCCAAAGGAGACCUCUGCUGAGCUGCAUGGUGUCCGAGACAUCAUGCAUUCACAUAGGUUCAAUGGAACUGUGAAUUCAAAGCUCUCCAGGGACCAGCCACCAAUCAGAGUCUGCGAGAAGUGUGGUAAGCAUCGACAAAAGAGACCAGCUGGCUCUGCAGGUGCUGACUUGCCGGGAAGAUCCCAUGGAAUUCCACAGCGAUGGACUCCAGGAGACUCCUCAGCAUCAUCCAACCGCAAUAAGAUGCCAGUGCUGUGGCUCCUUCCAGCAGACAAGAGCAAGACGCAGGAUGGAAUGGGGAAAUGGGCUCCCCGCAAGCAACCAAAGAUGGUGUCCGUUGCAACGAGUACAACAGGGCUUACGCAAGCUGGGGAGAAAGCAAGUUGGAGUCCUGACGGUUCUCCCUCAAAGUCACCAAAGGCCUCCAGAGCUAGGACACCAUCCCCUUCAAGGAGCAAAGUUCUCCAAAAGAUGUUCAUGUGCCUGAAGCAAACCUUCAGCAAGCUGCAACACAAAGUGAAGUCCCGAAUCUCCAAGGACCCUCGAUCCAGAACACCUGACACUAAAUUUUCAAAGCCACCCUUUUGGAAGGCAAGGGCCUCCAAGGGUGUACGGUUUCCAUACUACUGAAUCCCACCCUGCCAGCAUGCCCACUAACAGCAGGGGCCCACAAAUUCCAACCUCUCCCUAUCAUCCAGUGGGCCUGGUAAGCAUGGGCUAAAGUGGCUGAGAAGAAUGGCUUGUUGUCCUGGGACACAGAGACUGAUGUAUACGUGACUCCUCUUGGGGUAUGACAUUUAAACCCAGAUUCCAAGAUGAAGGGGGGCCUGGGAGCUUGGAUGAGAUUGAGCGUGUGGCUAGCUCACUGGAUUUAUUACUUUACUUCAUGCGGUUCAAGAAUCAAUCCUUCCUUCAAGAAGAGCUGAUACUAAAUUUACAAAGCCACCCUUUUGGAAGGCAAGGGCCUCUAAGUGUGUCCAGUAGUACUAUUAGGGCCCUACCAUCAAUCAAACACAAACCGGCACUUUGACUUCUAAAACCCAGCCCCUUGACCCCUUAAACCCCGCCCACCUAUCACCAGAAGUCCCACCCACAGGGUAUUACUUCCAGGGUCAAGGAGGACACAUUACCGGAAGCAAAGUAUGUCAUGUGACCCCUCUAAGAACUCCUCCCACUGCCCUCUACCAAUCAGGAGAGGUUUCGCCCUCAUAGGCCUACCCGGAGAGGGGAUUUGACCAAUCAGGGGUGUUCCAGGGUGGGGUGACCCAUCCGGAUGUGGCUCGUGUGACCCCUCUAAGAACUCCUCCCACUGCACUCUACCAAUCGCGAUGGGUUUUGGCCCCAUAGGACCACCCUGAGAGCAGAUUUGACCAAUCGGUGGUGUUCUGGGACAGGGUGACCUGUCCAGAUGAGGGUCAUGUGACCCUUCUAAGAACUCCUCCCAGCGCCCUCUGCCAAUCAGAGCGCAACACUAUCACCCCAUAAGUCCCAGCACCGGGGCAGAAGGGGCCAUCUUUUACCAAGGACGCGUGCUUUAGAUAUCGUGGAAGCAUGGACUCCUUCACCACCCCUGGUGAGAACUUCAGACU